This is a messenger RNA of Xiphias gladius (swordfish), 2138 nucleotides long. RefSeq names its product aldehyde dehydrogenase, mitochondrial-like. Gene Ontology annotation, molecular function: aldehyde dehydrogenase (NAD+) activity. The transcript is spliced from 13 exons. NCBI's taxonomy places the organism in Eukaryota, Metazoa, Chordata, Actinopteri, Istiophoriformes, Xiphiidae. Bases 143 to 1699 code for a protein of 518 amino acids. The record is from RefSeq and is a predicted model, not a curated record.
AUCAUUCUAACUGCUCUUCAGCGUAGGAUGAUGACGCAACGAGGGUGGGCAGGCUGAAGGGCCGGCUCUGUACAGGCUGAUCGUUGAGCCUCUGGCUGAUCACUACGCUGUGUCUGCGGCUUGGCGUGCAAUAAGAAGCAUCAUGCUCCGUACUGUAUUUUCUCGGGCCCUUCCCCGACUGAGUCGACUGUCGGUGUGCAACUACUCUGCUGCCGCCAUCCCAGCACCCAGCACCCAACCCGAGAUCCACUACAACAAGUUGUUUAUCAACAACCAGUGGCAGGAUGCAGCGAGUGGGAAAACUUUCCCUACCAUCAACCCAGCAUCCGGUGAAGUUCUCUGUCAAGUUGCAGAGGCUGAUGAGGCAGAUGUAGACAAGGCGGUGAAAGCAGCACGUAAUGCUUUCAGGUUGGGGUCACCGUGGCGACGGAUGGAUGCCUCUCAUCGUGGCCUGCUACUCAACCGAUUGGCCGAUGCCAUUGAGAGGGAUGCUGCCUACCUUGCUGAACUGGAGACCCUUGACAAUGGGAAGCCAUACUCUGUUUCAUACACUGUGGAUCUGCCCAAUGUAGUGAAAUGUCUCAGGUACUAUUCAGGCUGGGCUGACAAAUGGGAGGGAAAGACCAUCCCCAUUGAUGGAGAUUAUUUCUGCUACACCAGACACGAACCCAUCGGAGUCUGUGGACAGAUCAUACCGUGGAACUUCCCUCUGUUGAUGCAGGCCUGGAAACUUGGCCCUGCCCUUGCGACCGGUAACACUGUGGUGAUGAAAGUUGCUGAGCAGACACCACUCACAGCACUCUAUGUUGCUAGCUUGAUUAAAGAGGUGGGUUUCCCUGAAGGUGUUGUGAAUAUCCUGCCUGGCAUGGGGCCAUCAGCUGGUGCUGCCAUUGCAAGGCACAUGGAUGUUGACAAGGUGGCCUUCACUGGAUCCACAGAGGUGGGCCAUCUAAUCCAGCAGGCUUCUGGCAGCAGUAACCUGAAGAAAGUCACUCUGGAGCUGGGAGGAAAGAGCCCCAACAUCAUCCUGUCUGAUGCCAACAUGGAAGAUGCUGUGGAGCAGUCCCACUUUGCUCUGUUUUUCAACCAAGGCCAGUGUUGCUGUGCUGGCUCAAGAACCUUUGUCCAAGCAGACAUCUACGAUGAAUUUGUGGAGCGGAGUGUUGAGCGAGCUAAGAGACGAGUGGUGGGAAACCCUUUUGACCUAAAGACCGAGCAGGGACCUCAGGUAGAUCAGGAGCAGUUCAACAAGAUUCUAGGCUACAUCAGCAGUGGGAAGAGAGAGGGAGCCAAGCUCAUGUGUGGAGGAGGAGUGGCUGCGGAUAGAGGAUACUUCAUCCAACCUACUGUGUUUGGAGAUGUGCAGGACAACAUGACCAUUGCCAGAGAGGAGAUCUUUGGUCCAGUGAUGCAGAUCCUGAAGUUUAAAACACUGGAGGAGGUGGUGAUGAGAGCCAACGAUACUAAAUACGGUCUAGCAGCUGCUGUUUUUACUAAGAACAUUGAUAAGGCCAACUAUGUCUCCAAUGGGCUCCGUGCCGGCACUGUUUGGAUUAACUGUUAUGAUGUGUUUGGGGCUCAGGCUCCGUUUGGAGGUUACAAGGCUUCAGGUAACGGUAGAGAGCUAGGAGAGUAUGGUCUGGACAACUAUACAGAAGUCAAAACGGUGACCAUCAAGGUACCACAGAAGAAUUCGUAGACAUGUACAGUGAGCCCAGUCAACCAGGAAGCAGCUGAAGCGAGACAUUGGACUGAGAUACUGCUCUGUCCUGAGGAAUUCUACUGCAUUCUGUCACACAUGCACAGUACAUAGAGUACCUGUGGAAGCAGGGAGGAAUCCUAUUCGUUUGAGCACUGUGAAUGCUUUUUUGUGAUGUGUAAAUGCGCCCAAUUAAAAUGUCUGUUAUCAGUAAAUCAAAACCGUCAAGAGUUGUCAAACUGAAUUGAAUACUUACAAUAUUUCACCACACUACUGACGUCUCAAACAGCAGAGUAUACAAAGUUCUGUUCAUAACUCUACUAUCCAGACCUUAAAUUUUCCACCUGAUUUGAUGUAAUCAUAACCCUAAAGACACUGUUUCUAUUUGUAAUUUUUGGGCACUGAGAUUUGUUUUUCAGAAUAAAUGCAUUUGAGGCAC